AUGUCUCGCAAGCGACGCAACACCUCCUCGCCCGAAGCAGAUGACUUCCCAUCGCCAAAGAGACUCAACACCGGGCUCGAUGAAGAGCAAUGGACUAGUUCAGAUGAGGGUGAAGUGGACGAAACUCCACGGAUCGAUCAACAGACCGGACAGACCGGUGCGUUUCCUGGACUAGGAGACGAUGACGGUCAACUGUUCUAUGGCCCCGCAGCCGAUGGACUCGACUAUCUGCGAAUGGUCCGUUCCGAGGCACGAGGAGUUCCUUUCAUAUUGACAGCGCCUUCAACUACGUCCCAUCCCAACGCGAUUGAAAAUGCCAGAACUGAGCAUGAAGAUGAGGGAGGCUAUUUCGAAGACGGCACAUACACAGCUAAGGCUUUCGCAAGCAAAGAUCCCGUAGAGACAUUGCCACCUGCUCAACGACACUAUCAUGAUUCUCUCUUGCGACACUUCAGACUGGCACGAGCCACGGUCAGAUGUACGCCUCCACUCUCAGCCAUUGAGUCGCUGCGAUCAUCUCAAUUGAUAUCGUUUCCUGAAGAAUCUCGAAAGGCCAGAUUACAAUGGGAGGAACACAUCAUGAAUGCGGAUCCCAGCCCUACACAGAUUGCAUGUAUGGAUGCUCAGUCCGUGAUGGAAUUGGUCAAAUUGAUACGCAAAAAGUUGCCGUUGCUCUUUCGGCCUAAGAAUGUCGAGACGAUCAAGAGAGCAGGUUCGUGGCUGUGGGCGGUUCUAGCCAAGAGCCGUGAUCGUGAAGAGCUGUCAAGUGAUGAGAUCGGAGAAAUUCGACAACUUGCACAGAGGGCUAUUCAGAUGUCCCAGCGUCAGCCCGACCAAAUUGAAGAGGUAUCAAAGGAUAUUGGAUCAGAGGAUGGUGAGGUGGAGGACGAUGAUGCGGGUCAGGAUAUCGAAACAGACGAGCUGAAGGAUCCAACAGUCAAAGAGCAGAUUGGCGAUGGCGAUGACGAUGACGAGGCUUGUGACGGAUUGAUCUCGACAACUCUUGACAUGGUCAUGACGGUUGUUGGAGAAGUUUAUGGUCAAAGGGAUUUGCUAAAUUCACGCAAGGUAUGGGCCGAUUGA
Molecule: messenger RNA, 1083 nt
Organism: Exophiala mesophila
Lineage: Eukaryota; Fungi; Ascomycota; Eurotiomycetes; Chaetothyriales; Herpotrichiellaceae
Exons: 2
Coding region: 1-1083 (360 amino acids)
Biological process (GO): spliceosomal snRNP assembly
Cellular component (GO): SMN complex; nucleus
Source: RefSeq, a predicted model, not a curated record